CCCUCUGUGCCACCCGUUUCAAGCCAAUCUGACAUUGGACUGAAUCCGCGUAGUGCUCAUGGCUCCCCGCAGCGUCGCCAGCUUAUCUGCUUCGCUCGCCACCUCGCUGUCUCCGCAUACGCGCUUCUCGUUCCCCUCAUAUCAUCCCAUUUCCUCUUUUCUCCUCCCCUCUCGUCUCGCGUCUCUACUCCUUCUCCCCCUCCUUUUCCUGCUCGUCCUUUCCGCAAUCCCUUCCCCCAGCGACUCCGUCCCCCUCUCUCGCGCCAAUCCAUCCGCGCGCCGUCCGCAACCACACUCUCCUCCGCCCCCCUCCUCUUUCCCGCUCCCCGCCUCCCGCCUUUUGUCCCGCGUAGGCUCACAGGCACAGGAAUCAAGAGGCGAAAAAUCUUCGCAAGAGCAAUCGGUUGAGAAACCGCAACGAGCGGGAUCGGUAGAUGCGCCGUCAUGGGACGCCCUGUCGUCGCUGCGCACCGCGAGCGACGCCGACUACCGCGCGCUGGUCGCGCCGCUGGCGGAGAUGGCGGCGAACGCGUACCGGUGGUCGUUCGCACCGAUUAAGGAAGUGGCGGGGUGGCGGCUGUCGGACAGAGUGCCGCCCGUUGCUCCCAUCGACGGCGGCAUGCACGCGCUCGUGUUCCAGGAGGGCGUGCCGUCCAACGAGCCAGACUGUGAGUCGGAGGGCAGUAGGGCAGCCGAGGGUGCAGUGUCUACAGAAGCAGAAGCAGGUGUUUCGCUGGACUCACCAGCGUCAGUGACAGCUUCGUCCUCACUCUCACCCCCCUCCACCACCACCAUCUCCUCCUCCUCCUCCUCCUCCUCCUCCUCCUCCUCCUCCUCCUCCUCCUCCUCCUCCUCCUCCUCCUCCUCCUCCUCCUCCUCCUCCUCCCCCUCACCCCCCCGCAUCGUCAUUGCCUUCCGCGGCACCUUUCUCGCCAACCUCUCUCCCCGCCCGCCUCCUCCUCCCCCUCCGCAUCCACCCCCCCCCUCCCCGCCUUACCCUUCCCCCCAGCAGCAGCAGCAGCAGCAGCAGGCGGACCUAUGCGCGGAUCACCUGCUGUGGGGGGACCCCUCCGCGCCCGCCCCUGCCUUCUGCGGCCUCUUUCCCCCCGCCACCCUUGACUACUACUCCCAGGCCCUGGCGCUAGUGGGGGAGGUGUUGUCAGUGUAUGGUCGCACCUCUCCCGUGCUGCUCACAGGCCACAGUCUAGGAGGAGGCCUUGCAGUGCUUGCAUCUGCCGCCUUCUCCUCUGCGCCUCUUCCCCUCUCCGCUGCCCCAUCCCUCUCCCCCCGUGCUGUCGACGAUGCUGCUGCCACUUCGGAUGACGGUUAUGGCUCCAGCGCUCUCUUCUCCGGGUCGCUUGUGCUUCCCGUGCUGGCCUUCUCGCCAGCUGGUGCGCGCAGUGCUGCAUUGCGGCGCCGUCUGACCUUUGCUGCAGAGCGCAGCAACCUGGCAUACAGCAUUGCUGAUGUGUGGGACCCUCUCAUCCAGCUAGCGCCCUACCAGCAGCUCGGCUCCCUCUACCUCUACCGCUCCUCUGAGCCGCCUCCCUGUCAAGCCUGCUAUGGCAAUGGCUCCCUGCCAUGCGGCACCCCUGAUGAUGGUGCCGAUGGGAAGGAGCAUGAGCGCCCCACCCUGUUACAGCUCCUACAGUCAAGCUCGACUGCUCCCAACCCAAUGCGUCCUCAAAACCCUCCUGUGCAUGGACAAAAUCUAGGGACAGCAGAUGAGGCAACGAGUGGUAACCGCAGCGCGAGUAACGAUCCGCCACCGCCCCCGGCUGCGUGCACAUCGUGCUUCCUGUCCACGCAUAUCCUGCGCCAUGUCAUGGCCCUCGUGUACAAUAGUCCUCGUCCCUCCUGCGCGCCUGUGCCCAUGCCCCCUGCACAUGGCAGCAUGCCUAGCCAUAGGUGGGUCUCUCAUGGGGGCAAUCAUCUGAGGGCAGCUGCUUGAUUGACUUGGGCUUUUCCAACCAUCGUCGCUGUGUCUGUCAGCAUACCGUAAAUACAAUUGGAAGCUUCCCAUUUGUUGGCAUGCUUGUAUGGUUUUCCGUUGCUUAGCCAACGCCUUGGUGAAAGUAA
Molecule: messenger RNA, 2079 nt
Organism: Closterium sp. NIES-67
Lineage: Eukaryota; Viridiplantae; Streptophyta; Zygnematophyceae; Desmidiales; Closteriaceae
Source: the annotation of a GenBank genome assembly